This is a messenger RNA of Hyaloperonospora brassicae, 3222 nucleotides long. The record is from the annotation of a GenBank genome assembly. Lineage: Eukaryota; Oomycota; Peronosporomycetes; Peronosporales; Peronosporaceae.
AUGGAGUCGAGUCGCGACCUUCGCCGCCUGUCGUCGUCCUCUUCUUCCAGCGCACACGACGCUCCUCCUCCGCCGCUGCCUCCGGCGAUAACUACGAACGUGCAAGUCGCGUCGAGUGAAGUGGCCAUUGUGAAGCGCAAAACGUACACGUUUGACCGUGUUUUUGGGCAAUAUUCGACGCAGAAAGACGUGUUUGAUGCAGUCACAGGUACAGGCAAGACAUACACGAUGCAGGGCGAUCUGCUUCCAGGCAGUGAACCGGCUGGUAUCAUUCCCCGUAGUGUGCGCUGCAUUUUUGACGAUCUGGGGGCCAGUGGGGAAGAGUUUAGUGUCCGAGUAUCGUUUCUGCAGCUCUACAAUGAAGAACUGAAAGACUUAUUAGAUCCUGACGCAGACAAGAAGCUGCGGCUGAUGGAAGAUGCUAAGAAAGGAGGAAUUUAUUGUGUGAAUUUGCUGGAACUCACGGCAACGACAGCGAAACAUGUUUAUGAACUAGUCAAUACUGGCGUCAAGAACCGAAUUACGUCCGAGACACUGAUGAACGAAAACUCGAGUCGAUCGCAUAGCAUAUUCACGAUUCGGAUCCAUAGCAAAGAGCACAACGCGGCAGGUCGAUCGGGAGCACGCAAUGCCAGAGCGCGCGAGGCAGGGACGAUCAAUCAGAGUCUGCUCACGUUAGGUCGAGUCAUCACGGCGCUGGUUGACAACCUUCCGCAUGUUCCAUACCGCGAUAGCAAGCUCACGCGCUUGUUGCAGGAGUCUCUUGGAGGGCGGGCGAAAACGACGAUCAUCGCAACGCUUGCACCUUGCGCAGACAGCCUGGACGAGACGCUUAGCACGCUGGAGUAUGCGUUCCGUGCAAAGCAUAUCAAGAAUAAGCCUGAACUGAAUCAAAAGAUGACCAAAUCGGGGUUGUUGAAUGAUUUUGAAAGCGAGAUUGAGACACUUCGUGCAGCCUUGCGCGCUGCUAGACUGAAAGACGGCGUGUACCUCCCGCUGGAACAGUUUACUGAUAUGCAAGAGCGACUUUCCGGUCAGGCUGUACAACUGACGGAGCUGGAGGAUAUACUUAAGGCAAGAAACUCGUCUUGCAAAGAGCUAGAGGAAGUUGCCGAAAAGAAUGCGAGUGAAGUGGCAGCUCUGGUGUAUGCAAAACAGGAGAUGGGCGAGAAACUGGCGGCAACACAAGUCCAGCUAACUGAAACAAAGCAAACGCUGGCGAAAGUAUCCGACCAGCUGCAGCGAGUACAAGUUGUGCUCAAAGCCUUCCAAAAUAAUGAGCAAGUGCUACUUGCAAACGGACUCACCGCUGCUGAGCUGUACGAUGCUCGGCAAAAGCAGAUUGCCCAGCUUUUGACAAAGAUCGAGAGCACACAGCGUAACGACGAGACCAACACGGAACUGGCAACGUCGUAUCGUAGUGCCUCGCAGUUCCAGAUCAACAGCUUCUUGGAACGACUAGCGACACACAAGGAGAGCCAGGAAAAGAUGUUUACUAACGUCUUAAGCGCUUUGCGCGAGCUACAGACGACUCAAUCAUCGGACUUGCAUGGACUUGUCACAAAUUUGAGGGCUGUGGAAGGCGUCGUAGAAGCGAACAGGUUGCAGGCAACUCAAUCACUCGCUGAAGAUGAUGCUCAAAAGUCAGCACAACGUGAGGAAGUGGCGAAUUCGAUGAAGGAGCAGCAACAAACGAUGCAGGAGCAGCUCAAGAAGCUUGUUGAGAUGUCCAAGUGCCACGCGGCAGCUAUCAUAGUAAACUUGACUGCAUCUGAAUCGCGAACUCUGUCAUGCCUAGAAACUGUCCAGUCGACGCUAGACGAGUCUCGUGCAGAGCUGGGUACUUUUCUUGUGGAGCAAAGCAAGAAAUUGCAGGAGCUGCAGGCAGUAAUCGACACUUCAGUUCAGAUACAGAGCAAGGAGCUCGACGAAAGCAAGGCAGUGGUCACGGCUGCGCUAAGAGACAGUCACGCUCGGCACCAAGAGGAGUUAAGUGGCCUCAAGACACAUCUUGCUCAGUACAUUGAAAAGUGCAUCCAGAACGGGAACGAGAAGCUUGACGAGCAAACAGUGCUGAUUCAAGAAAACGCGAAGCAUCAACAAAAACAGCUUUUGUGUGUGCAGACCACCACGGAGAAAGAGAUGCAAGGAUUCUUGCAGGCGAUGGACAGUCAAAGCGUGAAGCAAAAGAGUGAGGCAACUAAGCUUCACGAACGCUUUUCUGAAAUGCGAGACCAACUUGUGGACGCGAAAGCACGCCAGACGGAGCUGAUUCAGUCGCACGAACGACUGCAGACGACAUGGUGCAACGCGACUACUGGGCUUACAUUGAAGCACACGAAGGAUAUGGACUGUUUAUCGGAAACACACUUGAAGUGUCAUACGACAACAUCGAGAAAGAGGCGAGAACAGUUGUCGCAGUUUGUACGUGAGCAUGAAGAGCUUCAAACGCUUGUGAACGGGGGAUGCAAAGCAUUGGAAGAACGAUUGCACGCUCAAAUGUCGAACGCAAAAGGUAAGAUUGGGCUUUGUUUGAAGCUUGGCAAAGAUGUUGUGGACGAAGCUACGGCGGCGUCGAAUCAGCAACUGCAAGAAAUGCAAACGUACAUGAAGAAACGAAAGAUCAAUGCAAGGACAGGGUUCACGCCAAUCAAGAAGGAUGACCGGCCGUUUCCGUCUUUCCAGUCCACCAACUCUCCAGCUAUGGCGUCGGACGCUGCGACCAACUCGCCCGUCUCCAUCGGCUCGCCAAGUCCCAGCGAGCCUGGCCGCAAGCGACAGAGAACGAGUGAUGACAGUCCAAGUGGCUUCGAUCAUGUCACGCGUUCAGCGGCGACCUGCGCCAUGCCAUUUCCACGCGACGCUUCAGUCAGCACCAAGACAAGCCAAUCUGCAGCCGGCAUCCCGACGUCGCCCAGCAACCAAGACGCUCUGGACACUAGCAAAACGUCCGUCGUCGCCUGUGUCGAUGCAAGGGGGACAAGCGUGACAUCUGGCUUCACUGACGCCAAGUCCGUCGUCACUCCUUCCAAGCUCAAGAAAGCUGGAGUGUCUGGAAUGCACAACAAGAAGUCGUCUGGUGUUGCCGUGACAAACCGAAGCAUGAAGGUGCCAAGUGCUGGCGCAACGUCUCGCAAGACUACGGCAGCGUCAUCGAUAGCCGCUCCGAAACGGUACCGCGCCAAGUCGCCUCGGGGAGAUCCGUCUUCACAUGGUCGCUAA